AUGGCUAAUUACUCUCGGCCCCACAUCUGUCAGUGUUUGACCCGACUAGCCUCCGCCAAACGAAACGCCGUCGUCACAGUUUACGGUCACCGGAGACGCACCGGCGGAGAGUUCGUCGACGGCGUACUCAGCCUCGCCGCCGGAUUGAUUCGUCUCGGCCUCCGAAACGGCGACGUCGUCUCUAUUGCUGCUCUUAACAGUGAUUUGUUCUUGGAGUGGUUAUUAGCUGUUGCAUUGGUUGGAGGAAUCGUUGCUCCUUUGAAUUACAGAUGGAGCUUGAAAGAAGCAAAAAUGGCAAUGUUACUAGUAGAACCUGUUCUUUUGGUUACUGAUGAGACUUGUGCCUCGUGGUGCAUUGAUGUUCGGAAUGGCGAUGUACCUUCGUUGAAAUGGCGUGUAUUGAUGGAGUCUACCUCAACAGAAAUUUCGAAUGAAAAUAACCAAUUUUUGACAACCGAGAUGCUUAAAAAUCACGCCUUGGUGCCUUCCUUAUCGACAUACGCUUGGGCUCCUAAUGAUGCUGUAGUGAUAUGCUUCACUUCUGGUACAACGGGAAGUCCCAAGGGCGUGACGAUAAGCCACUUGGCGUUCAUCACGCAGUCUCUAGCUAAGAUCGCUAUUGUUGGCUACGGUGAGGAUGAUGUGUAUUUGCAUACAUCACCAUUAGUUCAUAUCGGCGGUCUGUCAUCAGCCAUGGCAAUGCUAAUGGUUGGAGCUUGCCAUGUUCUGCUACCAAAGUUUGAUGCCGAAACAGCCCUUCAAGUUAUGGAAAAAAACCGUGUGACUUGCUUCAUCGCUGUCCCAGCUAUGAUGGCUGAUCUAAUUUGUGUCAACAGGACAACGAAAAAUGGAGUUCAAAAUCGCGGUGUGAGAAAGAUACUAAACGGAGGAGGAUCAUUAUCGAGCGAACUCCUAAAAGAUGCCACAAAUAUCUUCCCAAGCGCGAAAAUACUCUCAGCCUAUGGGAUGACAGAGGCGUGCUCUUCGCUUACAUUCAUGACUCUCUAUGAUCCAACACUAGAGUCCUACAAACCGAUAUUUCCUUCGGUUAAUAGAACAAAGCAAGGCACAUCUGUUGGAAAACCAGCGCCACAUAUCGAACUGAUGGUUAAGCUCGACGAAAAUUCAUCGAAGGUCGGGAAAAUUCUAACUCGCGGACCACAUACAAUGCUUGGAUAUUGGGGUCAUCAAUUAGUUCAAGAAAAUGUUGCAGCAUCAGAAUCUAGUAGCAAUGAAGCUUGGCUUGACACAGGUGAUAUUGGGACCAUCGAUGAGUUUGGUAACUUAUGGCUCAUAGGUCGGUCCAAUGGAGGAAUGAAAACUGGAGGCGAGAACGUUUACCCCGAAGAGGUCGAAGCUAUUCUGUUAAAGCAUCCUGGGAUUGUGUCUGUAGUGGUGAUAGGCAUCAUUGAUGUUCGUCUUGGAGAGAUGGUCGUUGCUUGUGUCCGUUUACAAGAGAAUUGGAUAUGGUCUGAUGUGGAAAACCGUAACCGAGAUUUCGAAUUGUCUAGUGAGACACUCAAGGAUCAUUGUAGAACACAGAAUCUAACCGGGUUUAAGAUUCCGAAGAGAUUUGUCCGGUGGGAGAAGCAGUUUCCGAUGACAACAACUGGGAAAGUGAAAAGAGAUGAAGUUAAGAGACAAGUUAUGUCUCAUUUCCAAAUCUUGACUAGCUCUCUCUGA
This is a messenger RNA of Arabis nemorensis, 1683 nucleotides long. The record is from the annotation of a GenBank genome assembly. Lineage: Eukaryota; Viridiplantae; Streptophyta; Magnoliopsida; Brassicales; Brassicaceae.